Messenger RNA from Globicephala melas (long-finned pilot whale), 1013 nucleotides. It is a transcript of the gene CLDN20, whose product is annotated as claudin 20. Gene Ontology annotation, biological process: cell adhesion; bicellular tight junction assembly. Gene Ontology annotation, molecular function: structural molecule activity. The record is from RefSeq and is a predicted model, not a curated record. Gene Ontology annotation, cellular component: bicellular tight junction; plasma membrane. NCBI's taxonomy places the organism in Eukaryota, Metazoa, Chordata, Mammalia, Artiodactyla, Delphinidae.
UUCAUCACUAAUAUUCAGAAGCUGUGAACUGAGCCUCAGGUAUGUGGCUCCUCUUCAUCAUGCCUUACUGGGGUUCAAUUGAAGACAACUGACAGAAGAGAGUUAAGUCACUGAAGGCUACUGACAAAAGCCUUUUGUUACCUGGUUCUCUACUGUACAGAAAUAGCUACAAUUCUGAGCAAGAGCCAUCAGGAUUUUCUAGGAGGACAAAGGUAACGGUGACGUUAUGAUCUCGGCGGGUCUCCAGCUCCUUGCUUUUGCCCUGGCCUUAACUGGGGUCUCUGGAGUGCUCAUGGCCACCCUGCUGCCCAACUGGAAGGUGAAUGUGGACCCGGGCUCCAACAUCAUCACAGCCAUCGUGCAGAUGCAAGGGCUGUGGAUGGACUGCACGUGGUAUAGCACGGGGAUGUUCAGCUGCACCUUGAAGUACUCCGUCCUGGCCCUCCCCACCCACGUGCAGGCCGCUCGGGCCGCCAUGGUCCUCGCCUGUGUCCUGUCUGCUGUGGGGAUGUGCACUGCCACAAUCGGGAUGAAAUGCAUUCGCUUAGGAGGGGACAGGGAAACCAAGAGUUACGCUUGUUUUGCUGGGGGAGUCUGCCUCAUAUCUGCGGGGAUCUCUGGUUUAAUACCAACGGUGUGGUACACAAAGGAGAUCAUAGCAAACUUUGUGGAUGUGACAGUUCCAGAAAGCAACAAACAUGAACCCGGAGGAGCUGUCUACAUUGGAUUCAUUUCGGCCAUGCUGCUGUUUAUCUCUGGCAUGAUUUUCUGUAUAAAAAAGGAUUCGGAGGCUUGGCUCCACCCAUCCAAGCAGGAGCACGUCCCCACCACACAGCCAGAGGACCGUUCAGCAAACAGCCUGAAGGAUUAUGUGUGAAUAACUGUGGGAUGCACAUGACUUAAGUGCCUGCUGUGAUUUCUGUCUUUAUUUUAGAUUAAAUACAAGAAUUGUGCUUGCCUUUCUCUACAAAGAAUGUAAAAUACUUAAAAAAUGAAGUUCGAAAUGCCAACAA